Drosophila navojoa is the source of this 3304-nucleotide messenger RNA. RefSeq names its product lon protease homolog, mitochondrial (gene Lon). Lineage: Eukaryota; Metazoa; Arthropoda; Insecta; Diptera; Drosophilidae. Gene Ontology annotation, biological process: chaperone-mediated protein complex assembly; protein quality control for misfolded or incompletely synthesized proteins; protein catabolic process. Gene Ontology annotation, molecular function: serine-type endopeptidase activity; ATP-dependent peptidase activity; single-stranded DNA binding. The record is from RefSeq and is a predicted model, not a curated record. Gene Ontology annotation, cellular component: mitochondrial matrix.
GUCGCGCGGUGCUGUCAUUUCAUCAGCGCUAUCACAUAAUCAUUUCACACUUUAAUUCUUUGCGGCUUUGGCUCCAGUUUUUUUAAAUAAAUUGCUGUUUGUUUGUGUACAGAAAUAAUUGGAAAAUGCUCUCGCGUGCUGUACGUGUUCGCGCCGCGCUCCGAGGCCUAUCCACUGUAGCUGCCUGCGCUCGCCAUCGUCAUACACAAAAUUGCAUGGUGGAAUAUUUUAAAGAAGUCAGGUUGCUGCGAUACAAUGGUGCAGUCUCUAUGAUGCAAACACAGCGCUUCUUCAGCCGCAAGCGCAACGAUAACGAGGAUGACUUGAUGGCCGAGGGUGAGCCUGAGCUGCUGGCCGAUCAUCGUGACUCGCAACAACUGCCGGCGACCGUUGCCGUGCCCGAUGUAUGGCCCCACGUGCCGAUGUUAGCGAUGCGACGAAAUCCACUGUUCCCACGGUUCAUGAAGAUAGUCGAGGUCUCGAAUCCAAUUAUCAUGGAUCUUUUGAGACGCAAGGUGAAGCUCAACCAGCCUUAUGUGGGCGUGUUUCUUAAGAAAACCGAUGGGGAAGAGGAGCUCAUACAUAACCUAGACGACGUUUAUUCGGUGGGUACCUUUGCUCAGAUCCAGGAGCUGCAGGAUCUGGGAGAUAAGCUGCGAAUGGUCGUUGUAGCUCACAGACGUAUCAAAAUAACAGGGCAAGUUGUGGACGAUGCACCAUUAAAAUCAGUGAAAAUGACAACUUUGCAUUAUCCACUCUUUAAUAUAAAAUUACGCAUCCCAGCUGAAGAUCAAUCAACUGAUGGCACUAAUGUAACUGGCAAGUCGAAUAAUCGGGGCGUACGCAAGACUCGAGGACGUGCUCCACGUCGACAAACACAAAAAUUAAACGAGGCGGCCAGCGCUGAGGAGAUGGCCCAGCGUCAAACGCUGGAGCCACCGUUGCCCAGUGGACGUGUCGAGCAAACGACAGCAGCGACAGCAAAAAAUAAUGUGGAAGAUGUGAAAUCAUCUACGGCAGACACGACAGAUAACAGCACCGAAACAGGCGGCCCAACCACGCCACCCGUUCUCAUUGUAGAAGUGGAGAACAUUAAGCAGCCGGUGUAUAAGCAAACGGAAGAGGUCAAGGCUCUAACACAGGAGAUUAUAAAAACCUUGCGCGAUAUUAUUACCAUGAACCCAUUGUACAGAGAAAGCUUGCAGCAAAUGCUGCAUCAGAAUCAGCGAGUGGUUGAUAAUCCCAUCUAUUUGUGUGACUUGGGCGCCUCCUUGUCCGCUGGUGAGCCAAGCGAACUGCAAAAGAUUCUGGAGGAAACUGAUAUACCUCAACGUCUUCUGCUGGCAUUGGCGCUGCUUAAAAAGGAAUUGGAACUGUCGCGCUUGCAGCAAAAGAUUGGACGAGAAGUGGAGGAGAAAGUGAAGCAGCAGCAUCGCAAGUACAUACUCCAGGAGCAGCUGAAGGUGAUCAAGAAGGAGCUGGGCAUUGAAAAAGAUGAUAAGGAUGCCAUUGGCGAAAAGUAUCGCGAAAAACUCAAGGACAAAACUGUUCCAGAGAGCAUCAAAACUGUUAUUGACGAAGAGCUCACGAAGUUAAACUUCUUGGAGAGUCACAGCUCAGAGUUUAAUGUUACUCGCAACUAUCUGGACUGGCUUACCUCUUUGCCUUGGGGCGUCAUUAGUCCCGAAAACCUGUGCCUUGACAAAGCCACUGAAAUUUUAAACAACGAUCACUACGGCAUGGACGACAUUAAGAAGAGAAUAUUGGAAUUUAUUGCUGUUAGUUCAUUGAAGGGCACGACGCAGGGUAAAAUCUUGUGCUUCCAUGGACCGCCAGGCGUUGGUAAAACGAGCAUUGCAAAGUCCAUAGCGCGCGCCCUGAAUCGCGAGUAUUUCCGCUUCAGUGUUGGCGGAAUGACAGAUGUGGCAGAGAUUAAGGGUCAUCGUCGCACCUAUGUGGGCGCCAUGCCUGGCAAGCUAAUACAGUGCCUUAAGAAGACCAAGACGGAGAAUCCGCUGGUUCUUAUCGACGAAGUGGACAAGAUUGGCAAGGGCUAUCAGGGUGAUCCAAGCUCGGCCCUACUGGAGCUGCUGGAUCCCGAACAAAAUGCAAAUUUCCUUGACCAUUAUCUGGAUGUACCCGUGGAUCUGUCACGUGUGCUUUUCAUCUGCACGGCAAAUGUGGUUGAUACCAUACCAGAGCCGCUGCGCGAUCGCAUGGAGCUCAUCGAAAUGUCCGGCUAUGUGGCCGAAGAGAAGGUGGCUAUUGCCCGUCAAUACCUGAUACCGCAGGCAAUGAAAGACUGUGGUCUAACGGAGAAGCAGAUCAACAUUACGGAGGAUGCGUUGAACAUGCUUAUACGCAGUUAUUGCCGAGAGUCGGGUGUGCGUAAUCUGCAGAAGCAGAUCGAGAAGGUCAUUCGCAAAGUGGCCUUCCGCCUGGUCAAGAAAGAGGGCGAGGAAUUCCCUGUGAAUGCCGACAACUUGACAACGUUCCUGGGCAAACAGGUUUUCAGUUCCGAUCGUAUGUACAACGUAACGCCCGCUGGUGUUGUAAUGGGCUUGGCCUGGACCGCAAUGGGCGGCUCUUCGUUAUAUAUUGAGACUUCCAGGCGUCACAUACGCGCCGAGAAGCCCGAAUCCACUGCUGGAGUGUUACAUUUAACUGGUAACUUGGGCGAUGUAAUGAAGGAAUCCGCACAAAUUGCUCUAACCGUGGCUCGAAACUUUUUGUACACGUAUGAUCCAAAAAACAAGUUCCUGGAGCAAGAACACAUUCACCUGCAUGUGCCUGAAGGUUCGACGCCCAAAGAUGGACCCAGCGCUGGUGUUACUAUAAUCACGGCUUUGGUUUCGCUUGCUACCGGAAAGCCAGUGCGUCCAGAUGUGGCUAUGACGGGUGAGGUUUCGCUGAAGGGCAAAGUUUUGACUGUGGGAGGUAUCAAGGAAAAGACCAUUGCGGCCCGUCGCAGCGGCGUCACCUGUUUAAUUUUACCUGCUGACAAUAAGAAGGACUUUGAGGAGCUGCCCAGCUUCAUAACCGACGGCUUGGAAGUGCACUUUGCCAGCGAAUACGAGGAUGUCUAUAAGAUUGCUUUCUCUGACCCGGACUUUACCGCAACGAAAAACGAAACAAGCAGCACAACUGAGGCGAUGCGCGUUAAGAUACCAACCGCUGCCACAGCCGCUGCAAAGCCGACCAUCUCCUGAGUCGUAUUCACUAAGUUAGGCUAAGCGUUGGGUUGGGCCUGGGGGACAAACACCACACACACUGAGUUCAUUUAUAUAUAUACAUACUAGCUAGA